Racocetra persica is the source of this 212-nucleotide messenger RNA. Lineage: Eukaryota; Fungi; Glomeromycota; Glomeromycetes; Diversisporales; Gigasporaceae. The record is from the annotation of a GenBank genome assembly.
UAAAUAGUUCUAAUAAUAAUGAUACACAAAUCAUUCCAGAAUUCACCCAAAAAUAUACUAUAACUGAUCUUUCAGAAAAAUGUUAUAAAAAGAUAUCAAAAAAUCAAUUAAAAUAUGGUGCUUUAAUGGGUGAAGCAAAAAAGGCAAUUCAUUAUGCAUUACAAGAUGAAGAUAAUGAAUUAAUGCAAUUUAUAAAAGAAUUCAAUAAAUGA